This is a messenger RNA of Ostreobium quekettii, 1590 nucleotides long. The record is from the annotation of a GenBank genome assembly. NCBI's taxonomy places the organism in Eukaryota, Viridiplantae, Chlorophyta, Ulvophyceae, Bryopsidales, Ostreobiaceae.
AUGCCCAAAGGCGGGCGGCAAGCGCCCAUCCGCGCUACCGGCGGGCUGGGAAUCGGCGCCGGCGGGCCGGGGCUGCCCUCUGCCGCAGUAAGAGAGGUGCAAUCUGCACCAGGAGGGAUUGGCAUUGAGGGCCACGACGAUCAGGUUUUGAGGUCCCUUGCGCUUCGGAAUAAGCUACGCAGACUGGGCUUGUCAGCAAAGAAUAGCAAGUUUGACAUGAGUUUUGACACGGAAGCAAAGCAGGAGGGAAAUGGAGAAGGCACUACUUCUGAGGCAGGGAGAACACCCCGUAGUAGGGGAAGGCGGCUUCAGGUGGGCAGCACACAACGGCAGAUCACCACGCGAGACAGCGCCUGUCUGUUGUCAGCCAUCCUAGAGGGUGCCAACGAUGAAGUGGAGAGCGUGUUGAACAGCACUACUCCAAUCGUCAUGGGACCAGGUGCCAUGUGGCCUCUCUACGAUGUGCCAGAGGAUACUGACGUGGAUGGACUCAUCCCAGAGCUGUACAUUUUCGAGUCUGAACUUGAGACAGAAACUGAUCCGGAUGUUGGUCCCUUCUACAUUCCAGUGCCAGAUUAUGGGGAUAACCAAUUUUUCAACAUCGAGGAAGAGUCCAUGGAUCCGCCACAGCGGGAAGAGUCAAAGUCACAAAAAAAAGAGCUACAAGAGGGAAGGCCACAGGGAACACGGUCACGAGAGUCACAAAUACAGAUGCUGGAAAGAGGCAGCAUGAGGGAUCAGUUUCUUGUUCUUCCCGAAUUUUAUCAUGAGCGAAAAUUUGGGGACAGUGGCGACAGUGGGAGCUUCCUGGCUUCGGCAUCAAGGGAAAUUUCCGAGUCUUCGGAGUUGGCAUACGAAAGAGGCCGCGACGGGUCUGUGGAACGAGAUGGCAAGAGCUCAUCCACCAGCAGCACUCGACUAGGCGGGCGGAAUUCCAUACCUGUUGAGGGGCAGCCUCCAAUGUUCCUAUCGACAAUUGGCACAGACAUUUCUGAGGGUGCGUGUGCAGCUCAGAUGAUGGAAGUGAUGAAUGGGGGGCUUGAAGACGCCCAGACACUGGCGAACAGAGGAAUUGGUGCCAACACCAGAGACAAUCGGGGACGAACAGUCUUGAUGAAAGCAGCAAUGGGGGGGAAUUUGGAGUUUGUCAAUGCGCUGAUCAACACCAGCACCAACUUUGAUCUGCAGGACAAGUGUGGCUGCACGGCGUUGAUAUGGGCUGCAGUAUCUGGACAAGAGGACAUUGUAUCUCUCCUGCUGGAGAAGGGUGCAGAUGUGGACAUUCAAAAUAAGUAUGGAUCCACAGCACUGAUUAUGGCUGCCAUGAAUGGAAAACUGGGGAUUGUGAACACCCUGAUGAGCAGCAGCCCCAACAUAAACGUGCAGGAUAAGUUCGGACGGACUGCUUUGAUGAAAGCUGCAAUGAACGCAAAGCUUGAGGUUGUGAAUGUGCUCAUCAAUGGCGGGGCCAAUGUCGAUGUGCAAGACAAGUCGGGUGAGACGGUGUUGAUGAAGGUGGCUAUGGUUGGGAACAUCGAAAUUUCGAACAAGCUCAUCAGCUCCAACGCCGAUCUUGACUUGCACGACGAG